AUGGUGGAGUUCGUUCGGGACUUCGACAUGAAGCUGACAGUGGAGGAACCUUAUGAGUUCAUAGCUCACAUUCAAGCCCAGCUAAUGAUUGACAGUAAAAUCAUUGAAACCCAAGCGGGCGACGAGCUAUUGAAGAAAAUGAGGGAAGGGGCUAAGAACGAUGGGAAGUCUGAAUGGAGAGUCGGCACCGAUGGGGGAUUGCGGUACAGAGGCCGCCUAUGUGUUCCCAACCUCCAGGGAUUACAAGAAGAAGUUCUAAAUGCCGCCCAUAAUUUCAAGUUGGCGAUACAUCCUGUUAAGGCUGAACACCGUCGACCGCCAGGCCUGUUGCAGCCCAUGCUUAUAGCAGAAUGGAAGUGGGACUUCAUAUCUAUGGACUUCAUUGCCGGGUUACCCAAGACUAGAAAGGGGUACGACUCGAUAUGGGUGAUUGUGGACAGGCUAACCAAAUCAGCCCACUUCCUGCCAAUCAAGACUUCUAGCUCCGCCGAUGACUUGGCUAAACUAUAUAGCAAGGAGAUAGUGCGACUCCAUGGCGUCCCAUUGGAGAUUGUGUCGGACCGAGAUACUCGUUUCACGUCGAUUUUCUGGACCCGCAUUCAAGAAGCUAUGGGAGAGAGCUGGGACGAUUGCCUCCCAUAUGCCGAGUUCGCCUACAACAAUAACUUCCAAGCUAGCAUCGGCAUGGUGCCUUAUGAGGCCUUGUAUGGGCGUCCCUGCCGAGCCCCACAUUGUUGGGAGAAAAUUGGCGAGAAGGGUUUGCUAGGACAGGAUCUGGUGCGGAUCACGACCGAAAAGAUUGGAAUUAUCCGGCGCCGCCUCUUGACGGGUCAAAGCAGACAAAAGCUAUGCCAACACAAGGCGAAAGGACUUAGAAUUUGA
Molecule: messenger RNA, 882 nt
Organism: Magnolia sinica
Lineage: Eukaryota; Viridiplantae; Streptophyta; Magnoliopsida; Magnoliales; Magnoliaceae
Exons: 3
Coding region: 1-882 (293 amino acids)
Biological process (GO): DNA integration
Molecular function (GO): nucleic acid binding
Source: RefSeq, a predicted model, not a curated record